UAUUGGUUUCUUUUUCCUUUUUGGCUUUUUUGCUGUUGGCCUCUGCUUCUCGUCAUCUCCAACCUUUUUCACAUUCAAACUGCAACCCAGAUUUCCUUUCCCCCAUCUUCUGAUGACUGAUUCUCUUUCACCUGAUCAUAGUCGAUGCUUCAAUUCCACACAUUUAGACUUCAGUUUUCCAUUUUGAAUCAAAAUUCCAAUGAUCGCAUGGCUAUAAUCGCUGAGUCGAAGAUCGAGAAUUUUUAACUGCAGAAGCUGAAAUAAUCGAUUUGCGAUUCGUUAAUAGUUUUUAUUAGAUUUCUGAUUCUUCGAUGGGGAAGUGAUGUUUUGCUAAAACAGAGGUGUUGUGCUUGUGCUACAGGGGAGUGGGCAUUUAUUCAAUGCCUUGUUUUGGUGUAUGAGGAAAUGAAUGUUUAAGUAAAAAUUAACUAUUAACUAAAAUAAUAUAAGAGUGACUUCUUAUCUGCAAACUUGGAAGUGUCACUUUAAAUUUUGAACUUAAUUUCCACCACGAAAAAUGUUUUUUUUUUUUAUUUGAACUAACCAAUCACUUUUCUUGUAUUUUUAUACCCCUCUCUCUCUCUCUGCAUUAUUAGGUUAAAGAUCUUCACGGAUUUCUAGUUACAUUGUAUUUAGUCCUGUAUCAAAGUUUGCAAUUUUAUUUCAUUUUACGUUUGAAACUCUAUUUAGCUCAACCUAUUGUUUUAUGGAGGAAGAUUUGAACUGAUAGUUGUCCGGAUAUAUCAGAAUAUAUGCAGGUUAGCCUACUUUUCUAGCUGAGUUGGUUAGAAAUUAAAAUCUGUAAUUGAGCUACAUUCAAUGGCUGACCGUAAUGCUAAUGUCCGACCCCCAAAUGGCAAGCCUUCAGGAGCCACCAAUCCUUAUUCUAUAGAUUUGAAUAACUUCAGUAAGCGGUUGAAAAUGUUAUAUUCACACUGGAAUGAACACAACAGUGACCUAUGGGGUGCUUCUGAUGCUCUUGCUGUAGCAACACCUCCACCUUCUGAGGAUCUGAGAUACCUGAAAUCAUCAGCACUGAAUAUCUGGUUGGUUGGUUAUGAGUUCCCAGAGACUAUCAUGGUCUUCAUGAAGAAGCAGGUUCAUUUCUUAUGUAGUCAAAAAAAGGCUUCUUUGCUUGAUGUUGUAAAGAAGUCCGCAAAGGAGUCUGUAGGUGUUGAAGUUGUGAUGCAUGUGAAGGCCAAAAAUGAUGAUGGAAGUGGCUUGAUGGAUAACAUUUUUCGUGCUGUUCAUGCCCAGUCAAACUCUACUAAUCAUGAUAUUCCUGUCAUUGGAUACAUAGCAAGGGAAAGUCCUGAGGGAAAGCUUUUGGAGAUAUGGGAUGGAAAAUUAAAGAAUGCAAAUUGUGAGUUAAGUGAUGUAACAAAUGCAUUCUCAGACUUGUUUGCUGUCAAAGACAACAAUGAGCUUACAAAUGUGAGGAAAGCAGCAUUCUUGAUUUCAUCAGUGAUGAAGCAAUUUGUGGUACCAAAGCUUGAAAAGGUCAUUGAUGAAGAGAAGAAAGUCUCCCAUUCGUCAUUGAUGGAUGACACAGAAAAGGCAAUUCUAGAACCUGCUAGAAUUAAAGUGAAGCUGAAGGCAGAGAAUAUUGACAUAUGUUACCCUCCAAUUUUUCAGAGUGGAGGAGAGUUUGAUCUCAAACCAAGUGCUGCAAGCAAUGAUGAGAAUCUUUACUAUGACUCCACUAGUGUGAUCAUAUGUGCCAUAGGAUCCCGAUACAACAGCUACUGUACAAAUGUUGCUAGAACCUUUCUGAUUGAUGCCAAUUCCACGCAGAGCAAGGCAUAUGAAGUCCUUCUUAAAGCCCAUGAAGCGGCAAUUAAUGCAUUGAGAUCUGGGAAUAAAGUCAGUGCUGUUUACCAAGCAGCACUCUCUGUAGUUGAGAAGGAUGCGCCAGAAUUAACUCCAAACUUGACCAAAACUGCAGGAACUGGAAUUGGCCUUGAGUUUCGUGAGUCAGGCCUCAGUCUUAACUCUAAGAAUGAUCGAAUUUUGAAGCCUGGAAUGGUUUUCAAUGUGGUACUUGGCUUUCAGAAUUUGCAGACAGAGACUAAAAAUCCAAAGACCCAGAAAUUCUCAGUGUUACUUGCUGACACAGUGAUUGUUGGUGAAAAGUCCCCAGAUGUAGUAACUUCAAAGAGUUCCAAGGCGGUCAAGGAUGUGGCUUACUCAUUCAAUGAGGAUGAUGAAGAAGAAGAAGAUAGGCCAAAAACCAGAUCUGAAGAUAAAGCGGGUGAAACCACAUUGUCUAAGGCAACACUCAGGUCAGACCACCAGGAAAUAUCAAAGGAAGAAUUGCGGAGGCAGCACCAGGCUGAACUUGCCCGCCAGAAGAAUGAAGAGACUGCCAGGAGGCUUGCUGGUGGGGGUUCUGGUGCAUCAGACAGUCGAGGUUCUGCGAAGAUGAUUGGUGAUUUAAUUGCUUAUAAGAAUGUUAACGACUUGCCCCUUCCAAGAGACUUGAUGAUUCAGAUUGACCAGAAGAAUGAGGCUGUCCUUUUGCCAAUUCAUGGAAGCAUGGUGCCUUUCCAUGUUGCUACUGUCAAGAGUGUGUCGAGCCAGCAGGAUAGUAAUCGAACAUGCUACAUAAGGAUAAUAUUUAACGUCCCUGGUACUCCUUUCAGUCCUCAUGAUGCAAAUACUCUUAAGUUUCAAGGAUCAAUAUAUUUGAAGGAAGUUUCAUUUCGCUCCAAGGAUUCUAGACAUAUCAGUGAAGUGGUGCAACAGAUUAAAACCCUGCGUCGGCAGGUCAAUUCCAGAGAGUCUGAGAGGGCUGAAAGGGCAACCUUAGUUACUCAGGAAAAACUGCAACUUGCAUCUGCCAAAUUCAAGCCGAUCAAAUUGCUGGAUCUAUGGAUUCGCCCACCUUUUGGUGGUCGUGGAAGAAAGCUGACUGGUUCACUCGAAGCUCAUGCAAAUGGGUUCCGCUACUCAACUUCAAGGCCAGAUGAACGUGUUGAUGUCAUGUUUGGUAACAUCAAACAUGCAUUCUUCCAACCAGCAGACAAGGAAAUGAUCACUCUUCUGCAUUUUCAUUUGCACAAUCACAUAAUGGUUGGGAACAGAAAGACCAAGGAUGUUCAGUUUUAUAUUGAGGUAAUGGAUGUGGUCCAGACAGUUGGAGGUGGAAAGAGAUCUGCCUAUGACCCAGAUGAGAUAGAGGAAGAACAACGAGAGAGGGAUCGAAAGAAUAAAAUAAACAUGGACUUCCAGAAUUUCGUAAACCGAGUGAAUGAUGUUUGGGGCCAACCCCAAUUCAAAGCAUUUGACCUUGAGUUUGAUCAACCUCUGAGAGAGCUUGGGUUCCAUGGCGUGCCUCACAAAGCCUCAGCUUUCAUUGUCCCUACAUCAACCUGCCUGGUUGAACUGGUAGAAACGCCUUUUGUUGUUAUCACUCUGAGUGAGAUUGAGAUAGUUAAUCUGGAGAGAGUUGGUCUUGGGCAGAAGAAUUUUGAUAUGACUAUUGUAUUUAAAGACUUCAAGAGGGAUGUCCUUCGGAUAGACUCUAUUCCAUCCACAUCACUUGAUAACAUCAAGGAAUGGCUAAACACAACUGACCUCAAGUACUACGAGAGUAGAUUAAAUCUGAACUGGCGGCCUAUAUUGAAAACUAUCACUGAUGAUCCAGAAAAAUUCAUAGAGGAUGGUGGUUGGGAAUUUUUAAACAUGGAAGCUAGCGAAUCAGAUUCAGACAACUCAGCAGAAUCAGACCAAGGAUAUGAGCCUUCAGAUGUGCAAUCUGACUCAGUAUCUGAAGAUGAGGAUGAUGAUAGUGAGUCACUGGUGGAAUCUGAAGAUGAUGAGGAUGAGGACUCUGAGGAAGACUCAGAUGAGGAUGACGGAAAGACAUGGGAUGAGCUGGAGAGGGAAGCAAGCUAUGCAGACAGGGAGAAAGGGGAUGACUCGGACAGCGAGGAGGAGAGAAAAAGAAGGAAAAUGAAGGCUUUCGGUAAGGCUCGAGCACCACCACCUCGAGCACCUGAUAGAAGGAAUGCUGGCAGUAGCCUUCCCAAAAGGCCUAAGUUAAGGUGAAAGUAGAUAUCCAUGUUGUUUUAUUGCUUUAUUAAAGGUAAACCAGCAGAGUAAUGCAUCAGCAGAUCAUAGUUGUCUAGUCUAGCCUUCUUCUGAGAAAGCAUAUGUUGAAAAGGUCUCUUAUAUUGCUAUUCUCUUUGCAUUUUGAACAAUCUUGUUAAAUUACGAUUCCGUGCUUGUAAGAUAGUGGUUUAAAUUUAGACCAAGAGUUUUAGCUGUGCUGUUGCUUGUAAAAUACUGGAAAUCAAAAAUUCACAUAAAGUUCUGCAUUUCUUUCUAUCUGAAUAUUAAAUUUUGCAUA
Messenger RNA from Jatropha curcas, 4351 nucleotides. Lineage: Eukaryota; Viridiplantae; Streptophyta; Magnoliopsida; Malpighiales; Euphorbiaceae. The record is from RefSeq and is a predicted model, not a curated record.